Xenopus laevis (African clawed frog) is the source of this 2542-nucleotide messenger RNA. It is a transcript of the gene xrcc5.L, whose product is annotated as X-ray repair complementing defective repair in Chinese hamster cells 5 L homeolog. Gene Ontology annotation, biological process: telomere maintenance; double-strand break repair; DNA recombination. The coding region runs from base 158 to 2302 and encodes 714 amino acids. NCBI's taxonomy places the organism in Eukaryota, Metazoa, Chordata, Amphibia, Anura, Pipidae. The record is from RefSeq and is a predicted model, not a curated record. Gene Ontology annotation, cellular component: chromosome; cytoplasm; nucleus. The transcript has 21 exons. Gene Ontology annotation, molecular function: DNA binding; double-stranded DNA binding; DNA helicase activity.
ACAGAAAAGAACGAAGAAUCCGCGAUUGAAAAGAAUGAAGAAGCCAUGACUGAAAUUAAUGAAGAAGCCAUGACUGAAAAGAACGAAGAAGACCACUACAGAAGAGAACUUAGAAGCUGCAACGGAAAAGAACAAAAAGAGUGCCGUGGUGCUGUGUAUGGACGUGGGACUCGCAAUGAGCCAUUCCAACCAAGGCAAGGAGUCUCCGUUUGAGCAAGCCAAGAAGGUUAUGAUGCUCUUCCUGCAGAGACAGGUGUUUGCAGAAAGCAAGGAUGAGAUUGCAGUGGUUCUGUAUGGCACGGACACCACAGAUAAUGCCCUGGCUCGUGAAGAUCAGUAUGAGAACAUCUCUGUCCAUCGCCACCUGAUGCUUCCAGACUUUGACCUUCUAGAACAAAUAGAGAAUGUAGUUGAGCCAGGCUCUGUGCAAGCUGAUUUUCUUGAUGCUCUGAUUGUAUCAAUGGAUCUUCUGCAGAAGGAGACGCUGGGAAAGAAGUACACGCGACUGCACAUUGCAGUAUUCUCUGAUCUCAGCAGCCCCUUCAGUGUGGACCAACUUGAGGUUAUUAUCGCGAACCUUAAAAAAGCUGAAAUCACCCUUCAGUUCUUUCUGCCUUUCUCUGUUGAUGAAGAAGAGUUUGGAGGUUCCAGUAAUAACAGAGGGAAUGCAGGCAGUUCGGACAGAGGGUGUGGCCCUGGGAAAGGGCUCUCUGAUCAACAGAAAGAAGGCAUUGAGAUGGUGAGGAAGAUCAUGUUCUCUCUGGACGGGGAAGAAGGACUAAGUGAAGUUUUUACAUUUAGGGAUAGUCUAGAGAGGCUGAGCAUUUUCAAGAAGAUCGAGAGGAGGCCUAUGCCAUGGCCAUGCCAACUGACUGUAGGGUCAAGCCUUUCCAUACGCAUCGUGGGCUAUAAAUCUGUUACAGAGGAGAAAGUAAAAAAGACCUGGACUCACAUUGAUGCCAAAACACACAAAAAGGAAGACAUAAAAAAGGAAACAGUUUACUGUCUGAAUAACGAUGAAGAGACCGAAGUGGAAAAGGACGAUACCAUUCAAGGUUUCCGUUAUGGGAGUGACAUUGUGCCCUUCUCAAAGGUGGAUCAGGAACAGAUGAAAUACAAAUCAGAAGGGAAGUGUUUUGCAGUUCUGGGAUUCACUAAAUCAUCCAUGGUGCUGAGUAACCAGUUUGUGGGAAAUCAAGUGAUCAGGAUGUUUGCUCCCUCUGAUGACGAGGCUGCCAGUGUGGCCCUCUCGGCUCUGAUUCAUGCCUUGGAUGAGAUGGAUAUGGUUUCCAUUGUACGCUAUGUUUAUGAUAGGCGAAGCAAUCCACAGGUGGGAGUGGCCUUCCCACACAUCAAGGAUAAGUAUGAGUGCCUUGUAUAUGUUCAGCUGCCAUUCAUGGAAGACAUCAGGCAGUACUUAUUCUCCUCUCUCAAGAACAAUAAAAAGUUCACCCCAACAGAAUCCCAGAACUCGGCCAUUGACUCCCUGAUUGACAGCAUGAGUUUGAUAUAUGAUGAUGGAGAGACUAAAGAGGAUUUAUUCAAAACCAGCAAAUUACCCAAUCCCCAGUUCCAAAGGUUGUUUCAGUGUCUGCAGCACAAGGCCCUAAACCCAGAGAGUCCCUUGCCGCCCAUUGAUCAGCACCUGCUGGACAUGCUUGAAACCCCAGUAGAAGUUAAAGAGGCAUGCAUGGCCCCCCUAGCCACAGUGAAGGCUUGUUUUCCACUGCAAGAGGCCACAAAGAGGAAGGAGGUGAAAACUGCAGACGAGAUCUUCACCAAGAAGACUGAUGAACCUGAUGCUAAAAAACUGAAGGAAGAUGAUGAAGGUUUCAGCCUCUUGCGUCUGGCAGAUGGGAACGUCACUUCAGUGGGGAGCGUGAAUCCAGAUCAGGAUUUCCAGGCAUUGCUGAGACAAAAGAACACAGACUUUAAACAUGUAAGUGACCAGCUGAUAAAGCGCAUUUAUGAGUGUCUGGACGUAAAGCAGACUCAGUACUACAUGAAGAGCAUCCUCUGCAUAAAGACAUUCAGAGAGGAGGCCAUCAAGUUGUCCCAGGUCCGGCUCUUUAAUGAUUUUCUUCAGCUGCUUAAACAGAAGGUGGAUGGCAGUGCACUCAUGGAAUUCUGGGACAUUAUUGUUCAAGAGGAAAUUUCCUUGAUCACAAGUUCAGAAUCCAAAGGCAGCUCAGUGACUCCUGAGGAAGCAAAGCAGUUCUUGGCUCAGAAAGAGGAGAAAGUGGAAGAGGCAGCCAUGAUGGAGGACGAGGGAGAUGUCGACGACUUGCUUGACAUGAUGUAAGGGGCUGAAGCAAAGACCAGAGGAAGAUGAUGCACAGGCUGGAGGAAGAUGAAGCACUUACUAUAAAAUAGAAGACACCCGUUGCCUUUAGCAUCUCACAUGCAUGCGAUUCUGCAGGCCAGAUUGUGUUAGUGCAUCACAGUGCACAGGACCAACAGAUUUUUUUUUUGUAUAUGAUACAUACACUCUUGCAUUCCAUGCGGAAAUAAAGAAGGGCUGAGCGCUGUCAUGUUUAUUACA